GUAUCAUAUAUAUAUAUAUAUAUAGCGGGCAGAUUUCGCGUUAUUUCACCACACAGGGCAAACGGUUUCAUCAGUUAGGCAAAAUGUGACAAUAUACGUCUCAGCUACUAUGAUCAGGACGUUGUAAGCCUGUUGGAUCAUGUGGCUAAAUGUUUUGACAUUUCUUAGUGCUGUGCGUAGUGUGAAACAUUGACAUUAGCUAUACGUGUACAUUUCUCACGGACAAGAUAUUUAGUUCAAAAUGGCUCAGCGAAAUCCCACCACUACGGCAACAAACCGAAAGCGAAAUAGGACACUGAACAAUAGCACAGGAAGUUCGUCGGGGUGCUUAACGGAGAAUUCCAGUCGUUUUUUCUCCAGUCGCACGCCGCCCAGUUUCUCCCCUCCUUCGCGGCCUCGACACGACGAAUGGAAACUCGCGUACAGAGAGCUCGCCUACAAGGGGGCCGCGAGACAGGGGAACGAUGACGACUGUCAAACCGGGCCGUGGGAGGCGCUGGGCCGGCCCAACCACUGAGCGACGCUCCAAACACGGCCUGUCAAAAAAGAAAAGACAAUCGUCACGAACAAACCUAGUACAGAAAAGAUCUUCAAAUCACACAGGAAUAGGAAAUCAGAAUUCAUCAACAUCUCAUCGCACAUCCGUUUUCGUAGGAGAAAAUUUCACGGUUUCGUACAGUCAGUGGUUUAUAUUUAACAAACUAGUGAAGGACACCUGCGCAUGUGGAGUAAUAUGUACAACCCUCCAGACCCUGAGGGAGGCCAAACAUAUGAGACUGUCCAUGGACGCUGUUAGACUCCUCUCUGUGCCUAACGCCGGAGGAAGCUCCGUCAUCUCUGAAGUGCUAUCUUACGAAUUAUUGCACACGUGUUUUGGGGCUACAUUGUUAAAGACAGAAAUGGAAGUAUCAUACUUUCCACGUGGGGGUUCCAUUACGGAUUACGUCUGCGGAUUGGCUGGGGUGAAAAUAGGCGUAUCCGUUACCAGGGCGAUGAAAUACCAGGGAAACUACACACAAAACGAUGCAUGCUAUUUGCUCAAGAAGAAACUAUCAGGGAUUGUACAGUCGAGUAGGAACACAUUAGAGAAAUGGAACAAACAAAUUCUUCACGUCUGGACGAGAUCUCGCGAGGACGCAGACCACGUGAAGCAAGCCUUCGACACCAUGGACAGUGCUACGAGAUCAAACACAUUAGUGUUGGUGACCAUAGCAACCGACUGUGACGCUAUCUUUGCGAACAAAUGAUUGGAAGGUUUAGGUGCGCAACGAUUUAUUUCGUCAGUAUUACAUUCUGUAGAACUUCGGACAACUUUUAUAGUCCGCUGACUUAAAAUUUACAGUGUCUAGCGUCAUCACCAUUUAUAUAGUAUUUUCUUUAUUUUUAAAUAUUUUUUCUUUAAAAAAAAUCUUUCUGUAAAUUUGUUAUUGAACAUGUCUAGUGCAAAUAGCUCUGUGAGUAUUUCUUUGUCAAUGGUGCUCGUUGUAAAGAAUCCUGUUUAUAAAUACUUCUGUUUGUGAAUAAUUCCGUUUGUAAUAUUUCUGUUUGUGAAUAAUUCCGUUUGUAAUAUUUCUGUUUGUGAAUAAUUCUGUUUGUAAAUAUUUCUGUUUGUGAAUAGGCCCAAUUAUUUAUGUAUAUAUUUCUGUUUGUGGAUAGGCCUAAUUAUUUAUGUAAAUAUUUCGGUUGUGAAUAGGCCUAAUUAUUUAUGUAAAUAUUUCUGUUUGUGAAUAUUUCUUUUUGUAAAUAUAGUGCUCUUUGUAAACAAUCCUGUUAAUAAAUACUUGCGUUUGUGAAUAAUUCUGUUUGUAAAAAAUUCUUUUUGUUAAGAAUUCUUCUGUUUAUGAAUAAUUAUGUUU
This is a messenger RNA of Liolophura sinensis, 1856 nucleotides long. RefSeq names its product AAC-rich mRNA clone AAC4 protein-like. Bases 465 to 1247 code for a protein of 260 amino acids. Lineage: Eukaryota; Metazoa; Mollusca; Polyplacophora; Chitonida; Chitonidae. The record is from RefSeq and is a predicted model, not a curated record. The transcript is spliced from 3 exons.